AUGUAUGCUUCUCUAGAUUCACAUCGGCUGGAUCUCAGGUAUGUGGCUCCCGAAUAUGCUAACACUGGUCUUCUAAACGAGAAGAGCGAUGUUUAUAGCUUUGGAGUGCUGUUACUGGAGACAGUUACUGGUAGGUAUCCUGUGGAUUACGGCAGGCCGGCGAACGAGGUGAAUUUAGUUGAGUGGCUCAAAAUGAUGGAUGGGAAUAGGAGGGCUGAAGAAGUAGUGGAUCCAAAUCUUGAAGCAAAACCAGCUAUCCAGGCGCUUAAACGCACCCUUUUGGUUGCUCUAAGAUGCGUUGAUCUUGAUUCUGAUAAGAGACCUAAGAUGGGCCAGGUUGUUCGAAUGCUUGAAGCAGAUGAAGUUCCAUACCGUGAGGACUGGAGAAACAGAUGGCACCAGGCAGGAAACAUGGAGAUAGAAUCCCACACGGGGUACAGCUCGAGUGAUCAAGAAAAUAAUGUUGGAAUUCGACGAAGCUAUUGA
Molecule: messenger RNA, 486 nt
Organism: Zingiber officinale
Lineage: Eukaryota; Viridiplantae; Streptophyta; Magnoliopsida; Zingiberales; Zingiberaceae
Product: probable receptor-like protein kinase At2g42960
Exons: 4
Coding region: 1-486 (161 amino acids)
Biological process (GO): protein phosphorylation
Molecular function (GO): protein kinase activity; ATP binding
Source: RefSeq, a predicted model, not a curated record